AUGGCACGGGAUGAUGAGAAGGCCACGCCGGUGCGUGUGGCGCUGCGCUGCCGGCCCCUGGUGCACAAGGAGAUCAGCGAGGGCUGCCAGACCUGCCUGUCCUUUGUGCCUGGGGAGCCACAGGUGGUGGUUGGUAACGAUAAGUCCUUCACCUAUGACUACGUGUUUGACCCUUCUGUUGAGCAAGAGGAAGUUUUCAACACGGCUGUGUCCCCUCUGGUUCGAGGCAUCUUCAAAGGAUAUAAUGCCACUGUCUUGGCCUAUGGACAGACAGGAUCUGGGAAAACCUACUCCAUGGGAGGCACCUACACUGCCAACCAGGAGCACGAGCCCAGUGUGGGGGUUAUCCCCAGGGUCAUCAAGCUGCUGUUUGAGGAGAAGCAGCAAAGGCAGGACUGGGAAUUUGUCCUCAAAGUUUCUUAUCUCGAGAUCUACAACGAGGACAUCCUGGACCUGUUGUGCCCCUCAAGAGAAAGGUCCUCCCAGAUCAGCAUAAGGGAAGACCCCAAAGAAGGCAUCAAGAUUGUAGGGUUGACGGAAAGAAAUGUCACCUGUGCCCAAGACACUGUGUCCUGCCUAGAGCAAGGGAACAACUCCAGGACAGUGGGUUCCACAGCCAUGAACUCCCAGUCCUCACGUUCCCAUGCCAUCUUCACCAUCUGCAUUGACCAGAAGAAGAAGAAUGACAAGAACUGCAGUUUUCACUCCAAGCUACACCUGGUGGAUCUUGCAGGCUCUGAGCGACAAAAGAAGACCAAGGCUGAGGGAGACAGACUAAAAGAAGGCAUCAACAUAAACAGAGGCCUCCUCUGCCUGGGGAAUGUCAUCAGUGCUCUAGGAGAUGAGAACAAGAAGGGAGGCUUUGUCCCCUACAGAGACUCCAAGCUGACAAGGCUGCUGCAAGACUCCCUGGGGGGAAACAGCCACACUCUGAUGAUUGCCUGCGUGAGCCCAGCAGACUCCAACCUGGAGGAGACUCUGAACACUCUGAGAUAUGCUGACAGGGCCAGGAAGAUCAAAAACAAGCCCAUUGUCAAUGUGGAUCCUCAGGCAGCUGAGCUGCACCAGCUGAAGCAGCAGGUCCAACAGCUCCAGGUGUUGCUGCUGCAGGCCCAUGGAGGGACCCUCCCCGUGUCUAUCAAUAGUUUGGCACCCUCAGAGAACCUCCAGUCCCUGAUGGAGAAGAACCAGUCCCUGAUGGAGGAGAACCAGAAGCUGAGCCAAGGACUGAGUGAGGCUGCUGGGCAGACAGCACAGAUGUUGGAGAGGAUCAUUCUGACAGAGCAAGAAAAUGAGAAGAUGAGUGCCAAACUCGAGCAGCUCCAGCACCAUGCUGUGUGCAAGUUGGACCUGCAGAAGCUGGUGGAGACUGUGGAGGAUGAGGACCUGAAGGAGAAUGUGGAGGUGAUUCGCAAUCUGCAGCAGCUGUUGGCUGAGCUGCAGAGUGAAACUGCUGCAACAAUGGAAGCUGCUGCCGAGGUGGCAAACUCUGACCAGGAUUCCCCAGGUGAAGCAGAAGUGGGUCAGGAUGCCAAGAGAUCCUCCAAUGACUUCAGCACUCAACAUGCUCUGCGCCAGGCACAGCUGUCCAAGGAGCUGCUGGAGCUGAACAAAGCUCUGAGUCUGAAGGAGGCUCUGGCCAAAAAAAUGACUCAGAAUGACACUCAGCUGGAGCCCAUUCAGUCCCAGUACCAGACUAACAUCAAGGAUCUGGAGUUGGAGGUCAGCAACUUGCAGAAAGAAAAGGAAGAGUUGUUCCUUGCUCUGCAUAUGGCAAAGAAGGAUAUCAACCAGGCCAAACUGAGCGAGAGGCGUCGGAAGAGGCUCCAGGAGUUGGAGGCAAAAAUGAAUGAGCUGAAGAAGAAGCUGCAUGAGCAAUCCAAACUCCUCAAGCUGAAGGAAUGCACAGAGCGAACCGUGUCCAAGCUGAACCAAGAGAUCAGGGAGAUGAAGCAGCAGCGGGUGCAGCUGAUGCGCCAGAUGAAAGAAGACGCUGAAAAGUUCAGGCAGUUGAAGCAGCAGAAGGACAAGGAAGUGCUCCAGCUGAAAGAAAGGGAUCGUAAGAGAGAGUAUGAGCUGCACAAGCUUGAGAGAGAUUUCCAGAAGCAAGCCAACGUGCUGAGGCGCAAAACAGAGGAGGCAGCAGCAGCUAACAAGAGGCUGAAGGAUGCCCUGCAGAAGCAGAAGGAAGCUGCAGACAAACGCAAGGAGAGCCAGAACAGGGGCAUGGAAGGCAUUGCUGCACGAGUCAAAAGUUGGCUGGCAAAUGAAGUCGAGGUUCUAGUCAGCACUGAGGAGGCUCGAAGGCACCUUGCAGACCUGCUGGAGGACAGAAAGAUCUUGGCACAGGAGCUCCUCCAGCUUAAAGAGAAGAAGGAGGCUGGGGAAAACCUUCCCUCAAAGAUCCGGAGAAGAACCUUCUGCUUCACUGAGCUGCGGUCUCCAGACAUGGACCUCUCCAUAUCCAAGCAGAUAGAGAGCCUGGAAACCGAGAUGGAGCUCAGGAGUGCUCAGAUAGCAGACCUGCAGCAGAAGCUCCUGGAUGCAGACGGUGGAGACCGUGCCAAGCAGCGCUGGGACAGCAUUGCCACCAUCCUGGAGGCCAAAUGUGGUCUGAAGUAUCUCCUUGGAGAGCUGGUGUCCUCCAAGGUGCAGGAGAGCAAGCUGCAGAGCAGCCUGGAGCAGAGCAAGGCCACCUGCUCAGAUGUGCAGAAGAUGCUGAUAGAGGAGAGGAACCAUGUGACAGAGCUGCAGGCUCAGUUCCAGAACAAGCACCUAGUGCAGGAGCAGCAGCACCAGGAGAAGGUCCUGUAUCUGCUCAGUCAAUUCAAGCAGAAAGAAGCAGAAGAGAAGAGGUUGGAAGAUUCCCUGAACGAGCAGGAGAAGCAGCUGCAGGAGAGACUCAGGUUCCAGGAAGAAGAGUUGGAGAAAAUGAGGGAGAUUUGUGAGAAGAACCAAGAACUCCUCCAGGAAAAUGACACCUUGAAACAGAAACUGCUGCUGCUCCAAGCUGCCAGUGCACAGAAACUCCAGCACCUGCAGAAAGUGCCACCAGAGUCCCCAGACUCUUCCUUCGAUUAUCUUCCCCCCAAACCCAAGCCGCGCAGACAGACGUCGGCCAAGCCGCGUGCGCCCAGCCCCGACAUGGCCAUGGACGAGCUGUUCUCCGACUCCGAGGACUCCGGUGGGGAGAGGGAGGAUGCAGACUGGGUGCCUGGAAAAGCAGCCAGAGGACCCAAGAGAAGCCCGAUGGGGUGUUGGCUGGGCUACCACUGUGGGAACAGGCAGUGUGGCUGCAGGAAGCAGAAGUUGUGCUGCACCCACAGCUGCAGCUGUGACUCGGCCAAGUGCAGGAACAGAGAUGCUGCCCCUCAGGAUGCCACGACAUGUGAGGACCACAAGAGGGACUUGGAAAGCUCCUUCAAGCUGGAAGAUCCCACAGAGGUGGCAGCAGGAGAGACCUUCUUCCAGCCUGUGUGUAUCACUCCAACCACCAAGGUCCUGCAGGACAUCACGGACCAGGAGGUGCUCCUGAGGAAGUCCAGCACUGCUGUCUCCCCCCUCCAAAGGGAUGAGGAGGCUCAGGAGAACCAACUACCCCUUGUGAAGAGGAAGAAGAGGAUGCUGAGCAGCAACACCAGCUUCUUCUCGGGCUGCACCCCCAUCAAAGAGGAGUUUGAUUGA
Messenger RNA from Acanthisitta chloris (rifleman), 3684 nucleotides. It is a transcript of the gene KIF4A, whose product is annotated as kinesin family member 4A. The transcript is spliced from 31 exons. Gene Ontology annotation, molecular function: microtubule binding; ATP binding; microtubule motor activity. The record is from RefSeq and is a predicted model, not a curated record. The coding region runs from base 1 to 3684 and encodes 1227 amino acids. Lineage: Eukaryota; Metazoa; Chordata; Aves; Passeriformes; Acanthisittidae. Gene Ontology annotation, biological process: mitotic spindle organization; microtubule-based movement.